Molecule: messenger RNA, 1533 nt
Organism: Fusarium venenatum
Lineage: Eukaryota; Fungi; Ascomycota; Sordariomycetes; Hypocreales; Nectriaceae
Molecular function (GO): protein binding
Source: RefSeq, a predicted model, not a curated record
AUGCCCCCGAUAAACCAGAGGUUUCACACUCAGUACGCACACGAUCCACGACACCUAAAGGCUCUGGUACCCCACGAAGACUCAACAACAGUGGAUGAGCAUUUGGAGUACUACCAAGAUCCCUACCAGAGGGGCUAUGCUCAGCCGGAUGGUCAGAAGUUGCAGGUUUCUGAAAACAGACGAGAUGUGGAAUACCCGACGACAGAGGAAACCUUCAGGACCGAUGACGAAACGAGAAAGUUGAUCGCCAAGUUGUGCAAUGCUGUCUCGUACAAGCUGCGCCAUCCAUAUCGAACAACACUCGAGCCAAUAUACAACUUGUAUAUUCAAUUACCUCAACCGAGAAUGCUACACCUUACCUGGCAGUGGCGGAAUAGAUUACUCAAGGUUAUGGGAAUGCCACCAAAGCGAAACUCGGAGUCGAUGCUGCGUUACUUUGCGCUGGUCGCUGAUGUCAAAAGCGCAGGGUUGACGUUGCGAAGGGUGCAUUGGAACUAUGCUUUGGCAUUUGCUACAAGGUAUUCGUCUCGCGUGACAACAAACGAGAUGGAUGCGGCUCUGAGGCUGUGGAAGGAGAUGGAGCGAACGGCCAAUGUCAAGGGAAACGAAGUCACGUUCAACAUCCUCUUUGAUGUGGCUGCGAAAGCGGGAAACUUUGUCCUUGCCGACAUGAUUUAUAAAGAGAUGGAGAAUCGAGGGUUUCAGUACAACCGAUACCACCAUGUCAGUUUGAUACAUUAUUUCGGCCUAAAGAUGGACUCGAGCGCAAUUCGUGCCGCUUACACGAACAUGGUUGAGGCAGGCGAGAUGAUAGACACUGUUGUGCUCAACUGUGUAAUAUCUGGUCUUUUGCGAUGUGGCGAGGAGUCAGCAGCAGAGCUGACGUACCAAAGAAUGAAGGCCGGCCAUGAAAUGGCGCCCGAUAUCCCGGAUAGAGACUACGGGAUGGGUCGGGUCGUCACCAAAGUGCUGAUGAUGUUCACGAGGAUUGGCAAGAAGCACCCCGAGCUUCACAAGCCAUUGCAGAAACAGAUGCAGCUUUCGCCAAAUCUCCAUACCUACCAGCUCUUUGUUGAGCACUACUCGGUCAAAGUUGGGGAUUUGGCCAAGGUUGCACAAUACCUUGACGAAAUGAAGUUUCUCAACAUUCCGAUUCAUGCCACCAUCUUUCUGGCCUUAUUCAAGGGGUUUUACUCUCAUGGCGGCUUUAAUGGCUCUCAGUGGAGUGAGCAACGUCUAGAAGGAGUAUUGAAAGCCAUGUACCAGGCAAGAGAUGAAAACAUCAGAGGAUUUACCAUCGAUAGAUGGUUGGUCAUUUGGGCUCUGCGAGCAACCAAAAAGUGCUGCUCUGAUGAGGCAGUGGUCCAAGUGUACGAUGAGAUGGCGCAGCGCUGGGAUAUUCCUUCGGACCGACAUCCGUUUAUACAGUCGAUGCUACAGUGCAUUAUCGACGGCGUUGAUAUGAAAUCUCCGAUGGGUAAAUGGACUGGCCCAUCGUAUCGAAGAUAUAAAAAAGAUAGGACGAGAUUAUGA